Lucilia cuprina (Australian sheep blowfly) is the source of this 625-nucleotide messenger RNA. Its product is annotated as dynamin-like. Gene Ontology annotation, biological process: receptor-mediated endocytosis. The transcript has 4 exons. Gene Ontology annotation, cellular component: cytoplasm; microtubule; synapse. Gene Ontology annotation, molecular function: GTP binding; GTPase activity; microtubule binding. NCBI's taxonomy places the organism in Eukaryota, Metazoa, Arthropoda, Insecta, Diptera, Calliphoridae. The annotation marks the transcript as partial. The record is from RefSeq and is a predicted model, not a curated record.
UUUGAAAUUUUUCAACUCAACCAGCAGGCCAGUGUUGAGACCUCCACUGAUCCACAAUUGGAGCGUCAAGUUGAAACUAUACGCAACUUAGUUGAUUCCUAUAUGAAAAUUGUCACAAAGACAACACGGGAUAUGGUACCCAAAGCCAUUAUGAUGAUUAUUAUUAAUAAUACCAAGGAUUUCAUUAACGGCGAAUUGUUGGCUCAUUUGUAUGCCUCAGGAGAUCAAUCUCAAAUGAUGGAGGAGUCUGCAGAAGCUGCUAGCAAACGUGAAGAAAUGUUGCGCAUGUAUCAUGCUUGCAAGGAUGCUUUAAGAAUUAUUGGUGAUGUUUCCAUGGCCACUGUAUCAGCCCCCUUACCACCACCAGUGAAAAACGAUUGGUUACCUAGUGGUUUGGAUAAUCCACGUUUAUCACCACCCAGUCCUGGUGGUCCUCGUAAACCAGCACCUGCAGCACAGCCCUCUGCUGGUGGCCGUGGUCCUCCACCACCUCCCGCAUCUGGUCGUCCAGCACCAGCUAUUCCAAAUCGCCCUGGCGGCGGUGCUCCACCAUUGCCUGGUGGCCGCCCAGGCGGUGCUCUUCCACCACCACUCUUACCUUCGUAAGUACAAAAACCCUUUUUCU